AUGCAAAAUAAUAAUGGGACUUUAUUAGCAAUCAUGGUAAAUAUAGAAUGAUUGAUUAUAGACAGUAGAGAUCACAUAAGAUGAAAGAGAUUAGAUUUACAUUUAUGAAAAUGAUGAUCCUAGAGAUUUAGGAAUAACAUUUGUAUCAAAACAUGAUCUUCCUGGACGUUUUCUAUUGAAAUUGAUUGAUAGCAUAUCGUAACAUAAAUAAUAAGCAUAACACACUAUAAAUAAUGAAUAGAAAGUGAUCCAUGAUUAGAAAUCAAAUUAUUUCAGAAAUUCUACAAACUCAACUCCUUAUAAAUAGAAUAGUUAGAUUUCAACUCAAAGCUGUUAAAAGAAGAGUCCUUUAAUAAGUAGUAGAUCACAUUGUAGAGAUUUCUCAUAAGAUGGUAUAAUAUUAUGAAUCUAUAUCAUAGUUAGUAAGAUGAUGAGAGAUAAUAGUGCAAGAGAAAUUAAAUAGUUGAAGACUAGAGAUGAAAAUGAGUUGACAUUUACUCCAUAAAUCAAUAAAAAUUCUGAAUAGAUAGUUGUAAAACCUAUGAUACUAUAUUUAUAGAAAUAAAAAAAUUUAGAUAAUAGUGUAGAAUAAAGAUUAAUCAAUUAUGGUAAGAGAAAAGAAAUUAAAUUAUAUGAGUUGAGAAUGCAAAAAUAAUAAUCUUAAAAUUUGUCAAAUAAAUCAUUUACAUAUCAUCCCAAGACUACUUAGAGAUCUCAUGAGAUUUUAAAUGAUAAAAGUGUAAGUAAAAACUACAAGGAUAUUUAUAAUAAAACACCAGAGUAUUAUAAUUAGCAUUAAUCAUUUUUAGUAAUAAUAAUUCUUUUGUAUUAAAUUUACCAUGUGCUGAUUAAAGUGUUGUUUAAUAAGUUUGGAGAGCCUCCUUGAAAAGAUUAUUUAAUAUACUUGAUAAGGAAUAAAAGGGAGAACUGAGUACAGAUUAAGUUGAUUUAUCAUAAAUGAGUUAUGAGAUGUUACAAAUUGUUGCUCCUGUUUUAUUAAUAAUGGAAGAAAGAGGAGGUACUUUUAGAUUUGAUAUUUUUGCCAAAGAAGUCACUAAUUACUGUGUUAAGCACAAAUUUGUUGAAAAUUUAUUUUCAUUACUUUUAUAAUGA
Paramecium pentaurelia is the source of this 1113-nucleotide messenger RNA. The record is from the annotation of a GenBank genome assembly. NCBI's taxonomy places the organism in Eukaryota, Ciliophora, Oligohymenophorea, Peniculida, Parameciidae.